AUGUUCGUUAGAGCGCAAGUUCCAAAAAGUAGAACUUCAUUAACUCCUCAAAAUUUCAAACCAAUUUGCAUCGAAUAAAGGGGAGAUUGUACUCCUACUCGAAGCAAUAACAUUAGUUACUAUGAACACAGUAUUCUCAUUUAAGAACCAUCUCAAUAAUCUUUAUAAAAUUAUACUGGAAGAGUUGAAGAGAAAUUGCAAAAGAGAGUUAUCAAUUCUAGUGCAUCUAAUUUGAGAAGUAAAUACGUUUCAGAUAAGGAAAAUUUGGUAAGGGUUCCAGGACAAUCCUUCUGUGGAAAUCAACCUUCAAAUAAAGAGUUAUAAUAGGUUAUAAAUAACCUUAAAAAGUAAAAGGAAGACAUAUGUUUCACUCUUUCUGAGACUCUUAAAAAGAAUACACUAAUUCAAGAAUAAAUAGAAGUAAUUAUUGUAAAAUAAUUUAGACUGUUAAUAAGGAAAUGGAAUAAUAAUCUCUAAAUUAUUAAUAAAGUUUGGAUGAAUUUAUGAAUGAAUUUAAUGAUCUCACUUAAAAAAUAUCAUAGUUAGAAGAAUAAAAUAAUAAAUUGUUUGAAUAAAAUGAGCAUCAAAAAUGGUACUUAUAAUAGAUUUAAUGUUAAUCUUCAAGGUAUUUGUAUUGUAUAUUAAUUAAGAUUUAAUUAAACUCAUAAUUUUGGAACAAGUUGA
Paramecium pentaurelia is the source of this 684-nucleotide messenger RNA. The record is from the annotation of a GenBank genome assembly. NCBI's taxonomy places the organism in Eukaryota, Ciliophora, Oligohymenophorea, Peniculida, Parameciidae.